AUGCCACCCCACGGAGGGGUGUUUGUGGGUCUCUGGCUGCUGCUGGCCCCCAGUCUCGCUGAGCCCCCCUGCCACGGGGGGGCCACCCUCGCCUUCGUCUUUGAUGUCACCGGCUCCAUGUACGACGACCUGGUGCAGGUGAUGGAUGGGGCCUCGCGCAUCCUGGAGCGGACACUCAGCAGGAGCACGAAGCCCAUCAGCAACUACGCGCUGGUCCCCUUCCACGAUCCAGAGGUGGGACCCGCCACCCUCACUGCGGACCCCCGGCUCUUCCAGAGGCGCUUGCGGGAGCUCCAGGUCCAGGGCGGAGGGGACUGCCCGGAGAUGAGUGUGGGAGCCAUCAGGCUGGCUGUGGAGGUCUCGCACCCCGGCUCCUUCGUCUACGUCUUCUCGGAUGCUCGGGCCAAGGACUACGAGCAGCAGGAGGAGCUGCUGCGGCUGCUGCAGCACAAGCAGACCCAGGUGGUGUUUGUGCUGACGGGGGACUGCGGGGACAGGAGCCACCCCGGGUACCGCGUGUACGAGCGCAUCGCUGCCACCAGCUCCGGGCAGAUCUUCCACCUGGACAAGCAGCAGGUGACAGAGGUGCUGAAGUGGGUGGAAGAGGCCAUCCAGGCCUCCAAGGUCCACUUGCUGUCCACGGACCACGAGGAUGGCGGAGAGCACAUGUGGCCUGUCCCCUUUGACCCUAGCCUGAAGGAGGUCACCAUCUCCCUGAGUGGCCCUGCCCCAGAGAUCGAGGUCCGGGAUCCAGCAGGAAAGGUCCUUGAGAAAGGCCAAGGUCUGAAGGAACUGCUCAGCAUCCCCAACUCAGCCAUGGUGGUGGCUGUGGAGCCCCAUGAGCCAGGGACAUGGUCGGUCACGACCCAGAGCAGUGGCCGCCACUCGCUGAGGAUCACAGGCAUCAGCAACAUUAAUUUUCAAGCCAGCUUCUCCACCCAGCCAGACUUUGACGCUAGCCAGCCCGGACAGCGGCCGGUGCAGGGUCUGCCCAUCUCCGUGGUGGUGAACUGCACUGGUCUGAAGCCGCCUGGGCACUUGCAGGAGAUUGAGCUCUUCAACACCUCUGGCCAUGCCCUCCUCUCGCUGCCCGCACGGCCCCUCUCCAACACCUCCUUGGGGAGGCUCUGGGUGGGCUCGCCGCUCCGCGUCCCCCCAGGCGACUUUCUGCUGAAGGUGAAGGGCAAAGAUGCCCAGGGCCACCCCCUGCACCGCCUCUCCGGCGUCACCUACACCAGUGUGGUCGCCGGUCUACCCAAAGUGAACAUCUCCAGCAAGAUCCAGGCUUACAACCGUGAGCCACAGCUGAUCUCCUGCUCUGCACGGAGCGAGGUCCCUUUCCGCCUGCAGCUCAGCCGUGGUAGGAUGAAGCUUGGGGAGGAGCGGCUCUUCAGGAGUUCGGGGAACAUCAGCUGGUUGAUCCCUGUGGUGUCCAAGAGUGACGAAGGGUUUUACGAGUGCACAGCCACGAGCAAGGUUGGGGUGACGCGGGCUCGUGCCUACGUCUCUGUCUCAGAGCCACCGCCGCGUCUCAUAGCCCCAGGCAACAUCACAGCUUCACCGGGCCAAGAUGUGGUCAUGUCCUGCCUGGUUCUGGGCGAUGUGCCCUACAACCUGACAUGGAGCUGGGACGGGAAGGCGGCACAGCCGGGGGAUGGCCGGACCAGGCUGCUGCAGAACCGCUCACUGGAGAUCAGCCGCGUGCAGCCGGCGGAUGGGGGCCUGUACGAGUGCGUGGCACGCAGCGCCCACGGCACUGCCACUGCCUCCCUCUGGCUCUUUGUCCAGGAGGUGCCGUGGGUGAAGGUCGACGCCAGCCCCCAGCGUUUCAGCAGGGGCCAGGAGCUGCGGCUGAACUGCACGGCUGGGGGCCACCCCCGGCCCCACACCGCCUGGAAGCGCUGGGGCUGGGCCCUGGAGCAGGACAAGAGGGUUUUCACGGAUGCUCAGGGUACCCUGCACAUCAGGGCCGCUGUCCCAGAGGAUGCGGGGAAUUACAGCUGCUACGCUGGCAGCGCACUGGGCUGGGACGAGCAAGUCAUCACCCUGGAGUUCACCGAGCCUCCUGCCAUCCUGGCGGUGACACCCAGCCUGAAGGCACUGGUGGGAGAAGAUGUGACCCUGGAGUGCUGGGUUUUGGGGGUGCCCCCACCCCACAUCGUGUGGUACAAAGGCGAGCAGGCGGUGGCGGCGUUCCCACCCGGCACCCAGCGUGCCGCCCUGCGGCUGCAGGCAGUGCGGGAGGAGGACGCGGGGCGGUACGUCUGCGAGGCUCUCGGUGAGGCUGGCGUCACCUUCGAUGGCACCAUGCUGGACGUGGGGUCUGCCCCUCACUUUCCUGAGCCCCUGGGGGACAUGGCGGUCGAGGUCGGGGAGCGAGUGAGCCUGCUGUGCCGCGUCGAGGGCUCUCCCCCACCACAGGUCACCUGGUCCCGGCAGGACGGGAAGCCCGUAACGGGCUGGCAUGGGCCGCGUGGUGUUUCCAGCCAGCUGGAGGCUGCUGAGCUCCUCAUCAACAGCGCCUCGCUGGAUGACCAAGCCAUCUACAUCUGCGAAGCCCGGAAUGAGUUUGGGAAAAUCCAAGCGGAGGUCAAGCUCAUGGUCACCGGACACGCCCCAGAAAUAGCUCUUGCAUCUCCUGUGGUCCGUGCGCUCCCAGGCCAGCCCGUGUCACUGCCCUGUGUGAUCCUGGCCGGGAGGCCAUUCCCAGCCCGCCGCUGGCUGAAGGAUGGGCAGCCGGUAGCCCCAAGUGGCCGCUACUCUGUCCGGGCUGAUGGGAGCCUGCAUGUCGACCAGGCGUCACAGGGGGACGCAGGGAGGUACACCUGUGAGGUGACCAACCCCCUUGGCUCGCACAGGCAGGACGUGUCCCUGGUCAUCCAUGUUCCUCCCAGCAUUGAGCUUGGCCCUGUCCUUGUCACCGCCACCGAGGGAGCGGCCAUCACCCUGCGGUGCAAUGCCACCGGCGUGCCUCCCCCUACUGUCACCUGGGCAAAGGGCACAGAGCCCAUCUCCCUGAGCCCACGCUACCACCUCGACCCUGAUGGGACCCUCCUGAUCCCUUCACCCUCCCCUGGGGACGCUGGGACCUACUUCUGCACAGCUACCAACGUGGCAGGCUUCUCCAGCCAGGAGAUGCAGCUCUCCGUCAGCACGAAGCCCAGGAUCAGCGUGAACGGAUCGCAGGCGUCGGAACCCGUAACCAUCCUGGCUGUGCUUGGGCAGGAGACCACCCUGCCCUGCGAGGUUCAAGGCUAUCCCCCUCCCUUGGUGGUGUGGACCCAGGAGUCCCAGCCGCUGCCUCUUGCCACCGCAAGGUACAGCGUCCUCCCUUCGGGGUCCCUCCGGCUGGCUGAGCCCCAAGUGACGGACACCGGCCUCUACACCUGCACGGCCACGAACGCCGUGGGGAACACCUCGCUCACCUACAGCCUGCAUGUCCAAGCUCCCCCCCAGCUGCUGAUCGGUGAUGGGGAAAGCCACCUGACGGCUGUUGCCAACGACUCCCUGAGGAUUCACUGUCGUGCCAUGGGCAUCCCCACACCCCAGAUCCAGUGGCUGAAGGACGGGCACCCGCUGGGCGAACAGGACGGUGUGGUGGUGUCUGAGGAUGGUGGGACCCUGCUGAUCACUCGCGUGGGGCUCAGCCACGAAGGGCUCUACAUCUGCCAGGGCAGCAGCCGGGCAGGGGUGGCCCAGGCAGAGGUGCAGGUUUCGGUGCAGGUGCCUCCAAACAUCGAACCCAGCGCGACGGACCUGGCUGUCCUGGAGAACAGCACGGUGUCCCUGGAGUGCCUGGCCUCGGGGCUGCCUGCUCCGGAUAUUGCUUGGUACAAGGGGUAUGAGAAGCUCUCAGCUGGGCCGAGCCGGACCCUGUCCAGGGAUGGGAAGCGCCUGGAGAUCCAGCAUGCCCGGCUCUCCGAUGCAGGCAGCUACCGCUGCGUGGCCUCCAACGUGGCCGGUGUCACUGAGCUGUGGUACAGCCUGCAGGUGAUCGUGCCCCCGUCCUUCUCCUCAGCAGAGCCUGCCACCGUGUCCGUGCUGGAGGGGCAGUCCGUCAGGCUGGCCUGCAAGUGCCAUGGGAUUCCCUUCCCCACCCUGAGCUGGUGGAAGGACGGCGAGCCCCUCUCCACCCAGCCUGGGAGCCCAAAGCUGGUGUCCACGGGAGGGAGCACGCUGUACAUUGAGAAGGUACGGCUGGUGGACGAGGGGACGUACACCUGUGAGUGCAGGAAUGCCGCCGGCAGCAGCAGCAAGGAGCAUUGCCUGGAGGUGCACGCGCUGCCGAGGAUCCAGGGCAGCAGCAAAGCCCUGAGGAAGGUUUCUGUCAUCAAGGCCGGCGAGACGGUUUUGGAGUGCGAGGCCGUGGGGACGCCACCGCCCACGGUGACGUGGAUGAAGGAUGGGCAGCCCGUGGCCGGCGGGGACGGGAUCCUGCUUAUGGAGCAGGGGAGGCGGCUGCGCAUCCCCAAGGCAGAGGUGGCCCACGCAGGACGCUACGCUUGCCUGGUGGCAAACGCAGUGGGGCAGGAGCAGAGGGAGUUUGAUGUUGCGGUGCAUGUUCCUCCUGAGUUCAUUCAAGGAUCAGGAUCGACAACUAACGUCAGCGUCUCUCUGCAAGGAUCCCUGACACUGACCUGUGAGGCCACUGGCAUUCCCCUGCCCACAGUCACCUGGUCCUGGAACGGCUCUCCUGUCACCCCCAGCGAGCGCACGCGUGUGCUUUCAGGGGGCUGGCUGCUGAGGCUCACCCGUGCACAAGCCCAGGAUGGUGGCCACUAUUCCUGCCUGGCCAGCAACAUAGCUGGGGAGGCCAGGAAGCAUUUCUACGUGGAGGUCCUAGUUCCUCCCCACAUCGAGAACGCGGGUGAAGAAGAGACCAUCAAAGUGCCCGAGGGUCACCCUGUCACCUGGUCCUGCCUGGCUGCGGGCAACCCCCAACCUAAGAUCACCUGGCUGAAAGAUGGCCACCCUCUGCCCAGUGGAGACACCUUCUCCAUCUCUCCUGAUGGCUCCAUGCUCCACAUCCCCCGAGCCUCCCCGUCUGAUGCUGGCCGCUACUCCUGCACGGCCUCCAGCUCUGUGGCAAAUCAAACCAAGCACUACCUGCUAGAUGUUUUGGCCAGUCCUACCUUUGCUGGAGAUGCCCAUGAUGCUGCUGCAGAAGAAGUCAUAGUGAUCAUCAACAACCCCAUCUCCUUGGUCUGCGAGGCUCUGGCAUACCCAUCUCCCAACAUCACCUGGCUCAAGGAUGAGGUUCCCCUCAAAGCGUCUAGAAAUGUCCUCCUGCUCCCUGGUGGCCACGGGCUGCAGAUCCUGAAUGCCCAGGAAGAGGAUGCGGGCACGUACAGCUGCAUUGUGGCCAGCAAAGCCGGGGAGGCCGUGAAGAACUACUCCGUGAAGGUCCUAGUUCCUCCUUGGAUUGCCAGAGAUGACUCUCUGGGGGAAUUUGCCGUGAAAGAGGUGAAAACCAGGGUCAACAGCACGGUGAUGCUGGAGUGCGAGACCUGGGCUGUGCCCGAGCCGACCAUCCGGUGGUACAAGGACAAGCAGCUCCUGGCAAGCACCGGCCACCUCCAGAUCCUCAGUGAGGGGCAGGUCCUUCAGAUCAAACCAGCCAGUGUCUCGGAUUCGGGGCACUACACCUGCGUGGCCACCAAUGCUGUGGGCGAAGAUGACAGGGACUUCAUCGUGCAUGUCCAAGUGCCACCCCUCUUCCAGCAGCAGACAAGCCCUAACGAAGCCCUCGAGAUCUUCUACCGGGAGGAGGACCAGGACGGGGAGGUGACGGAGCACCGGCAGGCUGUCCUCGACCAGCCCACCGCACUCUACUGUGAUACCAAUGCCAUCCCACCCCGGAUCACCUGGUACAAGGAUGGGGAGCCCCUCUCCCCCAGCCCGGGGGUGCUGAUCCUGCUAGGGGGCCGGGUGCUGCAGCUGCCCACGGUGCAGGAGGAGGACGCAGGCAGGUACACCUGCGAGGCGGCCAACGCGGCGGGACAGGACCGCCUGCACUACGAGCUGGAGGUGCUGACUGCCCCGGCCAUCCACGGUGGCACGGAGGACCUGGCUGAGGAGGUGACGGCCACCAUCAAUAGCACCGUUCGCUUCAACUGCGAAGCCACUGGGCACCCAGCGCCUGCGGUGUCCUGGCUCUGGAACGAUGUCCCCAUCAUGGUCGGCCCACGGCACCAGCUCCUGGAAGGCGGCACGGUCCUGCAGGUGGCUGCAGUGGAGGUGGGUGACACCGGCAGCUACACGUGUGUGGCUGAGAACCUGGCCGGGUCAGCUGAGAAGCACUUUGCCCUCACCGUGCAGGAAGCUCCCUGGAUUGUGGGCACAAACCCUGAAAGGGUCCAUGGCAUCGUCAACGGCAGCGUCUCGCUGGUGUGCGACGUCCAAUCCCACCCUGCUGCGGAGAUUGCCUGGUACAAGGACGGCCGCAUCCUGCAGCUCAGUGAGGAGGUGGCCAUCACCCCAGGCUCACGGGUGCUGCAGCUCCCUCGCCUGCAGCUUUCCAGCUCAGGCACAUACACCUGCGUGGCGGUGAACGUGGCCGGCCGGGAUGAGAAGCGCUUCAUCCUCACCAUCCACGAGCCCCCGGGCAUCGAGGACCCACAACAGGAGACGCUGGACGCCGACAUGGGGAGCCCCCUCAUCCUGACCUGCCGAGUCACCAGCGUGCCCGCGCCUGCCGUCACCUGGCUGAAGGACGGGAGCCCGCUGGAGAGCAGCCCAGAGUGGGGCCUGGUGUCGGGGGGGGGCCAGCUCCAGCUCAGCCCCCUGCAGCCCUUCCACCAGGGCCGGUACACUUGCCUGGUGCGGGGCCCAGGCACAGAGAUGCGCAAGGACUUCAUGGUGCUGGUGCGAGUGGCACCCCAGAUCACCAGUGCGGGGGUCCCCAGUGAGCACACCGUGCUGGAAGGCAGAGGGGUGAGGCUGGAGUGCCGGGCGGAGGGGCAGCCCACCCCCCAGAUCUCCUGGCUGAAGGACGGGCAGCCCCUGGGGCUGCAGCCCCCUUCACACGCCCGGAUGUCCCCGGACGGCAGCUCCCUGCUCCUCGAGGGGCUCCAAGCCGCCGACUCGGGGGCGUACACCUGCCUGGCCCGAAACAGCGUGGGUGAAGACGCACGGCUGCACACACUGAGCGUGCUAGUCCCCCCCACCAUCGAGAGAGGCGCCGAUGACUCGGAGGUGGUCCGUGGCGUCCUGUCCGCAGCGGUGACACUGGAGUGCCGGGCACAGGGGUCCCCUCCCCUGCACGUGAGCUGGCUGAAGGACGGGCUGCCCCUGCGCCUGUCCCCUCGUGUCACCCUGCUCUCAGCUGGGCACGUCCUCCAGAUCUCCCAGGCACAGGUCUCUGACACCGGGCUCUACACCUGCAUCGCCUCCAGCCUGGCAGGGGUGGCCGAUCGCAGCUUCGUCCUGCAGAUACGGGUGCCCCCCGUCCUGGAGAGCUCCGAGAGCAGCGAGGAGCAGAUGGUGGCCGAGGGCUCCGAUGUCACUUUCACCUGCGAAGCCACCGGGUCCCCAGCACCGGUGGUGACCUGGCUGAAGGACGGCGAGCCCCUGGGGUGGCAGAGCAACCAGGUGCCUGGCAGCCCGCGGCUGAGCCUGACGGCCGUGGGGCUGGCCGACGCAGGGGUGUACUCCUGCCUGGCAACGAACGAGGUGGGGGAGACCAGCAAAGCCUUCCACCUCCUGGUGAUGGAGCCACCCCGAGUCGAGGCUGCAUCCCAUCCCACUGAGAUGUCCAUCACCGCAGGCACCCCGCUAGAGCUGACGUGUGUGGUGAUGGGCAACCCCAUGCCCACUGUCACCUGGGAGAAGGACGGACGGCUGCUGGCAGGGCCCUGGCUCGUGUCAGGGAAUGAGAGCACCCUCCACAUCGAGACCACUAAGGUGGCCGAUGCUGGCUUGUACACCUGCCUGGCUGCUAGCCCCGCUGGGGAGGACAGCAGGAGCUUCCACGUCAGCAUCCAAGCACCUCUCAGCAUGGCGAGCGUUGGAGACACCCCCAGCAUCACCACUGUGGCAGGGGGGCAGCUCAUCCUGGAGUGCCCUGAGGAUGCCAUGCCGCCCCCCCACAUCGAGUGGCACCGGGAGGGCUCCCCGCUGCGGGAGGAUGCCCGCAGGCAGGUCCUGGCCGAGGGGCGCUUCCUGCAGAUCCGGGCCGUGGGGGCGGCGGACGGUGGGGAGUACAGCUGCAGGGCCACCAACGCACUGGGGGACAGCAGCCUGCGUGUCCGGGUGGAGGUUCACGUGGCCCCGGAGAUCCAGCCGGGCCCCAAGGAGGUGAGGACGCUGCUGAACGGCUCGGCGGUGCUGCCAUGCCGGGCGGAGGGGUGGCCCGUGCCCCGGGUGACGUGGCGGAAGGAUGGCCAGCUCCUACCCCUUCACAGGAGCAACAGGCUGCAGCUCCUGCCAGGCGGCUCCCUGCAAAUCAACCACGUUCAGGUCCAGGAUUCGGGGUAUUACCUCUGCAUGGCAUCCAGCCCCGCCGGCUCUGACUGGCGAGGCCUGGACCUCCACGUCCUGGUCCCUCCCGCCAUCGCCCCCGGGCCCUCCAACCUCACCCUGCUGGCUCAGCAGCUGGCCACGCUGGGCUGCGACGCCUGGGGAUCCCCCGAGCCCCACGUCAGGUGGGAGAAGGAUGGCCGCCCCCUGAACCCACACCUCCCACCCGGCGCCUACAGCUUGCAGCCCUCAGGGUCGCUGCUCAUCACCAACCCUGGUCCCCGGGAUGAGGGGCGGUUUGAGUGCAUCGCCACCAAUGCUGCCGGAGAGGCACGCAAGGUCUUCCUCGUGUCCGUCCACGUGCCCCCUACCAUUGCCGAUGACUUCACGGAUGUGGUUGUCACCCGGCUGUCCCCCGCAGUCCUCACCUGCUAUGCCUCUGGCGUGCCCACACCCACGGUGUCAUGGAGCAAGGAGGGGGCUCAGCUGGGCAGCCGAGGAGUGGGCUACCACGUCCUGCCCACAGGAGCCCUGGAGAUCAGGCAGGCGCUGCCUGCACAUGCCGGCCGCUACACCUGCAUGGCGAGGAGCGCUGCUGGCACAGCCCGAAAACACCUCCGGCUCGUGGUGCACGAGCCCCCCGCCUUGAAGCCCCUGCCUGGCAUGGUGAUGGUGAUGGUCAACAGCAGCGCAGUGCUGUCCUGCGAGGCAACAGGGGUCCCCCAGCCAGAGGUCACGUGGCAGAAGGAUGGUGUUGGCAUCGCCGGAGGGCCUGGGCUGAAGGUGCUCCCCAACGGGCAGCUGCAUCUCCUCCGAGCCUCCCCAGGGGACGCAGGCACCUACCUGUGCGUGGCUCGCAACCCCUCGGGCACCGCUGCGGGGAGGACUAGGCUGAUCGUGCAAGUGCCCCCCAUCAUUGCGGCUGGCCCCGCGGAGCUGGCUGUUCUGGAGGGGCUGGAGGUGCUGCUGCCCUGUGCCGCCCGCGGCGUCCCUGAGCCUCGUGUGUCCUGGAGCCGGGAGGGAGCCCCGGUGCGGGGUGGUGGGGGGAAGGCCACCAUCCUGCCCUCCGGGGAGCUGCUGCUCCGGGAUGUCCAGGAAGGGGAUGCCGGGAGCUAUUCCUGCACUGCGGUGAACUCGGCUGGGAGGGCUGUCCGCCAGCUCUCCCUCUCCAUCCACACCCUGCCCACCUUCACCCGCCUGCCCGGAGAUGUCACCCUGAGCCGGGGCGAGAGGCUGGAGCUGGUGUGUGCUGCCGCGGGCAGCCCCCAGCCCCGUGUCUCCUGGACGGCCAACGGGCAGCUCGUCACUGAUGGCGUGUCGGGGCGGAGCGGCCAGAGCACACUGCGGCGAGAGGCAGCCACCCGCGCUGACAGCGGGACCUACGUCUGCCACGCCGAGAACAGUGCUGGUGCCAUCACGACCACCGCUUUCGUCUCCGUCAGAGAGGCACCCAUCAUACAGGGGGACCCCAGCACCUACCAGGUGGAGCGCCCCGGGAGCGAUGCCCUUCUUGACUGCAAUGCCCGCGGCCACCCCACACCCCUCGUCCGCUGGAGCAAGGACAGGGUGCCGGUGGUGGCCGGCAGGCGCCUGCGCCAGCUGCAGAACGGCUCCCUGGCCAUCCGUGCCGUGGGGAGCACCGACGUGGGGCACUACUGGUGCACAGCGGAGAAUGAUGCAGGCACGGCGGUGAAGGUUGUCACCCUGGCCCUGCAGAGUGCCCCCACGGUGGCGGUGACGCCACGAGCGGUGGUGGUGCGUGCCGGGCAGCGGGUGCUGCUGCACUGUGCCGUGUUGGGGGAGCCCACCCCCUCCGUGGAGUGGCAGCGGGAUGGGGAGCCGCUGCCCGAGGGUCCCCGCGCCCGCGUCCUGCCCAACGCCACGCUGCUCCUGCCCGCCGUCAGCCACCGUGACGCCGGCAGCUACUCCUGCCUCGCUCGCAACGCCCUGGGGUCUGCCAUCGCCCGUGCCUCCCUGGCUGUCCAAGGGGAGCCACGCCGGGUGCGGGGCAGCCUGGUCGGCGUCAUCAACGCCCACGAGCUUGGCGUCACCACCCUUGAUGCCAGCGUGCUGGAUGACCCACGCUCCGGCAUCGCCGCCAUCCGGAGCAGCAUCGGCAGCAUCCCACCCACUGUCGGGCCCCUGAUGCGGGUGCUGGUUGCCAUCAUCGCCCCCAUUUACUGGUCCUUGGCGCACACCGGCGGGGAUGCCCGGAGCGGGUUCCUGCUCACCCGGGGCACCUUCCGGCACGAGUCGCAGCUGGAGUUUGCCACAGGGGAGCUCCUGCGGGUCACCCACCUCGCCCGGGGCACGGAUGCCGCCGGCGCUCUGCUGCUGGACAGCGUGAUCGGCGGCUCUGUGCCGGAGAGCAUCGGCAAGGCCACGGUGCUACUGCAGGACUUCAGCGAGCGCUACGUGCAGACGGGCAUGGGGCGGCUCUCGGGGGACUCGCUGCAGAGCUUCCUGUGGGACGGGCACAUCAUCCGUGCCCACUGCAAUCACACCAUCGUGUACGACCCCCCUGCGGGCCUGCAGCCCCCCCGGGUGCAGCAUGUCCAGGCCAGCGCCGUCAAAGCCUCCUACGACCCGGCCUCAGAGGAACUCAGCUUCCAGCUCCGUGCCUCACUUGAUACAGGGGCUAAUGGAGACCAGUGCCCACUGGGAUUCAUCCUGGGCCCUGGGCAGCUGUACUGCAUUGAUAUCGACGAAUGCGCCGAGGGGUCCCACGCCUGCCGCUACAACCAGCUCUGCCAGAACGCCGCAGGGACCUAUCGCUGUGCCUGCCCUCCUGGCUACCACUCGCUGGGUGCUGGCUGGCCAUGCUUGGAUGUAAACGAGUGCCUGCAGUUUCCUCCACCGUGUGCCUUUGAGUGCCGCAACCUGCGGGGCUCCUACGAGUGCCUGUGCCCCCCCGGCAGGACCCUGCUGCCGGGCGGAGAGUGCGGCGCAGCAGGGGCGGACGGAGGGGGCACAACGGGCAGCACCCCCCGGGACCCCCCCCUGCGCUGGCUGGGGCUGCGCAGCCGCCCACGGGGACAGCCCUACGCUCAGCUCGCCCUCCGCCGCGUGGCAAAGGCUGCAGGGCUGGGUGCCCGGGGUCCCCCCUGCCCCAUGGGCUUCGUCAAGAGGAAUGGUACCUGCACCGACCUUGACGAGUGCCAGAUGCUGAACCAGUGCCAGCACGAGUGCAGGAACAGCCUGGGCAGCUACCGCUGCGUCUGUCCCCCCGGCUACCAGCUGCUGCCCAACGGGAAGACCUGCCACGACGUGGACGAGUGUGCGGAGGGCACGAUCCAGUGUGGCUCGAGCCAGAUAUGCUUCAACACCCGUGGAGGUGCCCAGUGCGUGGAUGUGCCAUGCCCAGCCGGGUACCGGAGAGGCUCCAGCCCUGGGGUAUGUGUCGGUCGCUGCACCCCAGACUGCGGCUCGGCUGGCCCCCCCACGCUGCAGUACCAGCUGCUCACCCUGCCCCUCGGCAUCGCUGCCGGCCGUGAUGUGGUGCACCUCGCCCCGGGCGCUGCCCUCCGCCACCGCCCCAUCUUCACGCUGCUGGAGUGGGAGCCCGGCAGCCCCUUUGUCCUCCGCACCGAGCAGGGCCGCGGCAUCAUCUCCACCCUGCGCCCACUGCAGGACCCCGGCACCCACCGCCUCAAGGUGCAGGCGCUGGCCCCGGGCGGGCAGCGGGCACCCAGCAUCUUCCUCCUCCUCAUCUCCGUCUCGCCCUACCCCUACUGACACAGCCAAGGGACAGGAUGGGACACGGGGUUAUAUCUCCUCCUGUCCCUCACCACCGCACCGGUGGGGGCACGUGGCUCAGGGAGAGCUGAGCUUGCACCAUUCCUCUCCCCACCCCGGACACCCCCUUGCCCCCCAGCAGCCCCUGCCUGCGUUGCCUUCACCCAGGGCCAGUCCCUGACUCAGCAGGGCCCUGGGGGGGACAAGAUGUCCCGCCAGCCUCUCGCAAUCAGGUUUUGUUGCAACCCCGCAAUUCGCACUGGCAGCCCUGGAGCAAACACAGCUCUGGACGGCCUUGGCCACGACCGGCCCCCAGAUGGGGGGGUGGAUGAGUUGGGUGACAGCAGCCGGCAAGGGCCCCACCGGGGUGCAGGGUGUGAUCCCCCGGGGCGGGGAGGGCGCAGGGCACCCUGACAUUAACCACGUAUUAAAUUGAAAUAGCCUUGUGUUCAAUUUUUUUUUUUUUAAUCCACUUGGUUUCUGUGUACACUUAUUUAUUUAUGGUUUUGUUCCAAAUAAAGGUGUUCUGUGGCUAA
Molecule: messenger RNA, 12728 nt
Organism: Gymnogyps californianus (California condor)
Lineage: Eukaryota; Metazoa; Chordata; Aves; Accipitriformes; Cathartidae
Gene: HMCN2
Product: hemicentin 2
Biological process (GO): axon guidance; homophilic cell-cell adhesion; dendrite self-avoidance
Cellular component (GO): plasma membrane; axon
Molecular function (GO): calcium ion binding; cell-cell adhesion mediator activity
Source: RefSeq, a predicted model, not a curated record